Molecule: messenger RNA, 2455 nt
Organism: Girardinichthys multiradiatus
Lineage: Eukaryota; Metazoa; Chordata; Actinopteri; Cyprinodontiformes; Goodeidae
Gene: stxbp3
Product: syntaxin binding protein 3
Exons: 19
Coding region: 56-1831 (591 amino acids)
Biological process (GO): intracellular protein transport; neurotransmitter secretion; vesicle-mediated transport
Cellular component (GO): secretory granule; plasma membrane
Molecular function (GO): syntaxin binding
Source: RefSeq, a predicted model, not a curated record
CCGACCGGAAAAGAGUAGAAACGGUGGGGUGGGGAGAAAAAAAGCGGAAAACAAGAUGGCAGCGGGCUUGGAUCACGGGCUAAGGCGAACAGUUUGGAAUAGAAUAAAAGACACAAUAAUUGCAGACUGCAAAAAAUCAGAAGUAUGGAAGAUACUGAUUUUGGACCCCUUCACCACCAAGCUUCUCACGUCAUGCUGCAAAAUGUCAGAUCUGAUGGAAGAGAGAAUUACAAUUGUGGAGGAUCUGUUCAAAAGCAGAGAACCUGUUCCUGAAAUGAAGGCCAUCUACUUCAUGUCACCGACCUCCAAGUGUGUGGAUGCCUUCAUCGCUGACUUUAAGCCCAAACCUAAAUACAAAUCAGCUUGUGUUUAUUUCACAGACUACUGCCCCAAUGACCUGUUCAACAACAUGAAGGCUUGCUGUGCAAAGUACAUACGCAUCUGCAAGGAGAUGAACAUUUCCUUCUUACCACAAGAGGCACAGGUGUUCACAUGUGACGAUCCGGGGGCUUUCCAAAGAAUCUACAGUCCUCGUAGUCAGGACAAAAGGAAGACAUUGGAGAAGCUUGCAGACCAGCUCGUCACUCUCUGUGCCACGUUGAACGAGUUCCCGGGGGUCAGAUACAAGAAAGACAGCAACAUGGUGAACGCCAAAACCCUCGCAGAGCUGGUAGACAACAAGCUGUCCAGACACUACGAGUUGGACGAGAGCGAGAAAAAGGAGAAGACUCAGGCCCAGCUGCUGAUAUUAGAAAGAGGUUUUGACCCUGUAAGUCCCAUCCUCCAUGAGCUCACCUACCAGGCUAUGGCCUAUGACCUCAUUGAUAUCCAGAAUGACACCUACAAGUACAAGUCCAAAGAUGGCUCAGAGAAGCACGCUCUGCUGAACGAGGACGACAUGCUGUGGGUGAAGCUCCGGCACAAGCACAUCGCUGAGGUCUCAGAACAGAUCCCCAAGAUGGUGAAAGAAAUAUCUGCCAGCAAGAAACAGCCUGAUGGGAAGAUCACAAUAAACAACUUGGCUCAAAUGAUGAAGAAGAUGCCUGCAUUCCGUAAGCAGCUGACCGAGAAAACUGUUCACCUGCAGUUGGCUGAGGACUGCAUGAAACAUUUCUCAAACAAUGUGGAGAAACUCUGCAAAGCUGAACAGGACCUUGCCGUUGGUUCCGACGUGGACGGGACGAAGGUGAAAGAUCCCAUGAGGACUCUGCUGCCUGUGCUGCUUAACCCGUUCAGUAAACAUGACAAGAUCAGAGCUGUGCUGCUCUACAUCUUCAGUCUAAAUGGAACGACAGAUGAAAACUUGAACAAAUUUAUCCAACAUGUUAAAAUCGAUGAUGAACAAGAGUUCAUCCUCAACUGGAAAGAACUGGGCGUCCCUAUCAUUACAUCACCCAGUUUCUUUUCCCGCAAACCAAGCCGUCGAGAUCGAAACCAAGGGGAGACGUACAACCUUUCAAGAUGGACUCCAGUCAUCAAAGACGUGAUGGAGGAUGCUGUGGAGAGCAAACUGGACAUCAGAGAAUGGCCGCACCAAUCCGAGUGUCCUGCUGCCUGGAAUGGCUCCGGGGCGGUCAGCGCCCGGCAGAGGAACAAACCCAGCUCCCAGGACGAUCGCCGGACUGGUUCACGCCUCAUUAUCUUUGUUAUCGGGGGUAUCACCUACUCUGAGAUGCGCUCAGCCUAUGAGGUCACCCAGGCCGUAAAAUCCUGCGAGGUCAUCAUAGGAUCUUCUCAUAUAUUGACUCCUACCAGUCUUCUGGAAGACAUUAAAGCACUGAGCAAAGGUCCAAUGGAAUUUUUUACAAUAGAUGAAAGAAGCAACGCCUGAGAAGAUCCCCCACCUCUCCUGAUAGCUCUCUGAACCCCCCCAUGUUCCUACAUCUCAUAUUACUUGGCACAAUGCACUCAAUUCGGCAUCCUGAUUGGAAUGCUGAAGGGAAAUUAACCGUAGUUUAACUUUGCCUAAGUUUACUUUAUGCACAUUUAUAAUAGGCAGUUUGAUGAGAAAUUCUACUUUUAUCUUUUCAUUUUACUUGGCGAAAUUUCUACAAUUUUUUUUCAAAGAAUAUGACCUGCCUGUAAUGUAUGUAGCUUUAUAAUAAGAGUAAAUAAAAUGGAUCAAUUUUAAAAUUAUAAACCUCAUGCUACUUAAAACAAGUUUAUGUUAAAGAAAUGAUCUAUAAUGCAUUAUUGAGCUAACCUUCGUCCUUUCUGAUUAAGUUACACAUUGAACAGCCUCUGAAAACAUUGCAAGACUAAAACGUUGUGGGAAAAUAAAAGCACAAAGCUGCUGUAUAUUACUGUAUGCGCUGAAUUACUGCCUUGUCGUUUUGACUUUUCUGAUCACUGCUGUUUAUAAACACUUAAUAUAAUGUGAGUGGGUUUUAAAUACAUAUUUACACUUUUCUUGGAUUGAACAACUGACUAAUAAAUAGAUAGUGGUUCAACUCUU